Fusarium fujikuroi IMI 58289 is the source of this 603-nucleotide messenger RNA. RefSeq lists its product as uncharacterized. The coding region runs from base 1 to 603 and encodes 200 amino acids. The transcript has 2 exons. The record is from RefSeq and is a predicted model, not a curated record. NCBI's taxonomy places the organism in Eukaryota, Fungi, Ascomycota, Sordariomycetes, Hypocreales, Nectriaceae.
AUGGAGAGCCUUCAAUUAUCCCAGGUUCUUGCCGACCUCAGUAAUAUCGGUGCCGCCGAUCCGGGAGCCGCAGAGGCCAUCGUGAGCGCAAACAACCCCUCCAACUCGAGUUACACCCGAGUCGAAGUGACUGCAGCUGCAACUGCCCCUACCUCGAGUCCUACUACGAAUCAACAGCGACGUCCCACAGGCUUACAGCGGCAUUGGUCGUCGGAGAAAUUCGACAAAUUCGGCCGCCGCAUUCUCUCUCCCGGCUCCCACUCCGGUUCAGCUGUAAACUCUAGCCCUGGAACUCCUCGCCGAGGCGAAUCUGAUGUGAGGCAACCCCACCAACCGUCGUCUCCAAGGCGAAGCUGGGACUCGGGCACUGACAGAACUGCUGCACAGUUCGAAGAGGACCUGGAGAGAGCAAGCACACUCAUGCAACUAUACGACAUUCGCUCCAAGAUCAAGCAGCAGGAUAACAGCAGCCUGCUCAGAGCUCGAGAGAAGGUCAACGCGAUAGCAGCGCGACAACAAGCUCAGCAGGCCGCAGAACGCAACAUGAAGGCAGCUGACGAACUUCGACGACAACGCUACUCUUUCCCAAGAGCCGGUCUCUGA